GGCAGUUAAAUAUGUGUGAACAAAAUAACUCACACUAACUGACAGCAAGUUGACUCACUGUACAAGACUUCUCCCCUUCACUUCACUCUACUGCAGGGUGGGAGAUGCAACAAUGGUCUUGAGAACAGCAGGAAGUGUGUUGGUGGUCUUUCUCUGGUCUGUAGCAGUGGUACUGGGUCAGAAUGGCUGGAGUGUUACAUACACCACUCAGAGUAUCUGUACCUUGAAGGGGUCAACAGUGGAGAUGUCCAGCUCUUACACAUAUCCCAGUGGUACAGUCACAACAACCUUCUGGUUCAUAACAAAUAAUGCUGAGGGAAUCCUGUUUGUCUGAGUGAUGACCCAGACUACAAAGGACGUGUGACGUAUCGUAGUGAUAAGAUGAAUGGACACACCCUGACAAUCACAGACCUGAGAGAGAGUGACUCAGCUGAGUACAAAUUCAGAUUUAUAACAGAUCAGACUGGAGGGAAAUAUUAUGGCAAACCUGGAGUCACUCUGUCUGUUACAGACCUGCAGGUGAAGGUGACCACUACAUGGUGGUCAACGACACUGACCUGUAGCACCACCUGUACUCUGACUGGUAACCCCACCUACACCUGGUACAGGAACAGUAAGAUUGUACAAAAGGACCCCUCCCCUCAUACACAAUCCACUUUAAAACUGAAGACAGCUUCUACUGUGCUCUCUAUGUAUGAACAAUGUGUUACAUAUUGUCCACCAGACGGCCCAAAGAACACCUCAGUGUCAGUCAGUCCCUCUGGUGAAAUAGUGGAGGGCAGUUCAGUGACUCUGACCUGCAGCAGUGAUGCCAACCCACCUGUGGACAAAUACACCUGGUACAAGAAGAACGUAACCUCACCAAAAGCAUCAGGACAGAGUUACAACAUCACUAACAUCAUCUCUGAGGACAGAGGAGAAUAUUACUGUGAGGCCCAGAAUGGAAGAGGAUCUAUGAACUCUACAGCUCUGAUGAUCAUUGUAGCAGGGAAACCAACCUCCUUUAUGACUGCAGCUGUAAGAAUCAUAGUGGUUGUUCUGGUUCUCAUCCUCUGUCUCUCUGGCUUCAUGUGGUUCAGGAAGAAGGCCUCCAAAUCCACCUCUGACACAAGAGACACAUCAGAGAAUGUACAGGGAGACUCUAGUCCAGUGUAUGACAACAUCUCAGGCAUGGCCAUGACCUCUACUGCAGCACAGACAGAGUCCACAGACAACCAGGAUUAUGUUCACUAUGCCAGCGUCCACUUCUCUGGCUCCAAAAACCAGGAAGUGCCUCUGUACUCCACCGUCCAGCUGCCUCAGCCCCAGAUUCAGGACGAGGAUGUCCAGUAUGCUGCUGUGAAAUUCAGCCGCUCAGUGCUGCCACCCGGUGAAUAUUUUCUGCCAUUACAACAGAGUCAAUACUAG
Molecule: messenger RNA, 1407 nt
Organism: Oncorhynchus tshawytscha (Chinook salmon)
Lineage: Eukaryota; Metazoa; Chordata; Actinopteri; Salmoniformes; Salmonidae
Product: basigin-like
Exons: 8
Coding region: 382-1407 (341 amino acids)
Source: RefSeq, a predicted model, not a curated record